GCAGGGGGGCGCUAGGGGAGGCCCGUGACUUGGUAUGGUCAGGUACGGUACAUGACGGUAAGUUACCGCUCCUUACAGUACUCCUACUUCUCUAUCAACCUCCCCUUCUUCUUCUAUAUCUUCUUCCUUACUCCUGAAUCUUUACCCUCAGCUGCCAUUACUUUCUACUCUCGACUACUACUUCUUUCUUCUCCUCUUCUCUUCUUCUUCCUCUACCUACUGUCAUGUCUUUCGUCUUUGCUAUUGAGUCUGUUUAACGGAGGCUGGCUUGGCCGUCUAAAUAUAGCAUCAAAACACUCAAAGUUGGCUUCGUCUGCUGCUUCUUCUUCUCCUUCUUCUCCUCCUUCUUCUCCGUCUUCUCUGCUGUUCCUGUUUCAUCUUUUAGCUCAAGUCGACUAGUUAGCCCUCAAGUUCCUCUGCUUCCUCCUUUCUCCCAGCCAACCAUGGCCAGCAGAAGAGCAAGCUCAGUCGAUGGGGAGAGGGGGGUCUCUCCACCGCCCGUCUGUCUCUAUAUAUAAACUGGCUUCCUGGAGACAUGGGUUUUGCUCGUAAGUAACGCCAGGACAGGCAAAAAAGAAAGUGGAAGAGACAGGAGAAGGAGCGGAAAAAAGCAACGCUUGCCGCAGCGGCAAGGACCAGCCAACCAGGCGUCGCAGGGCCUCACUUUGGCCCCUUCAGCUAGCAGGAGUCGGCAGUUAGUAAGAGGGCAGGAUAGGCAUGAAAAGAAGUCAAGUCAAGAAACGACUCCACUGGUGGGUGUUAUGUACUUAUCUCGCCAUCGCCAGGAGAUGUACGACAUUUCUCUUACUUACAUACGAACCCGGGUCAUAAAGGCGGGCACAUAUACCGUCUCCUAGCACUCCGUAUGAACAACUUGGGCAGGUCGAAAUGUCGCAGCAGAACAACAAGUCUGAGGAGCCAGAGGCAGC
Messenger RNA from Trichophyton rubrum CBS 118892, 929 nucleotides. RefSeq lists its product as uncharacterized. The record is from RefSeq and is a predicted model, not a curated record. The transcript has a single exon. The coding region runs from base 52 to 399 and encodes 115 amino acids. NCBI's taxonomy places the organism in Eukaryota, Fungi, Ascomycota, Eurotiomycetes, Onygenales, Arthrodermataceae.